Aspergillus brunneoviolaceus CBS 621.78 is the source of this 1052-nucleotide messenger RNA. RefSeq lists its product as uncharacterized. NCBI's taxonomy places the organism in Eukaryota, Fungi, Ascomycota, Eurotiomycetes, Eurotiales, Aspergillaceae. The transcript has 3 exons. The record is from RefSeq and is a predicted model, not a curated record. Bases 329 to 877 code for a protein of 182 amino acids.
GGGAGGAAGUAUUAUUCUUCCGCUCCGGCCCGCUGUCCGACCCUCCAAAUUUGGUCCCGGCAGGCAAAUGCGUGAUCCCAUCGCGAUCGCUAUUCACCACCUGAGCUAAUCUUCCCCAAAUCACAACAUUACUUCACUUGUGGUGACGCCAGCAGGCAUGGCCCUUGUCUCCCGUUGAUGGCGCACUGAGCAUGUGGUUUAUCUUCGCCAUUCUGGCUUCCACCUCUCUUUUCUCCUAACAUCAGUCGCCCGGACGUCUCUCGUCCCCAUUGAUUGAUCUCUUCUCUUUCCACUACCCUCCAGAAAAGAGCCGGUGGUGAUCUUCGCGAUGGCUGUCGCAGACCAGCCUUCGGGCCUGAUGGAUAUCGCCAGCUCAUUGACGCAGGAUGAGAUUCCGUUCAAGCUGCGAUGCGCCAUUUGCAAUAAACUGGCUGUGAACGCUUUCCGCCUUCCGUGCUGCGAUCAAGCCAUUUGCGAGAACUGCCAAGUGUCUCUCCCCGAAACAUGCCCCGUCUGCGCGCAUACGCCCCUCUCUUCUGAUCUAUGCAAACCGAACAAAGCCCUUCGAACUACCCUCAAGGCCUUCCUUCGCACCGAGGAAAAGAAGCGCGAGAAGGAACGACAGUCGGCGACGCCGGCGACGCCCGCGGAUGCGACUCCAGCUCAACAGGAACUUCCGGCUGCAGCGACUGGUGCUGGGGAUCAGCCCGCAGAGGACGGUCCGGCAUCUGGCACUGCUCCUGUUGAUAAUGUCACUGAAGAGCCCACUACUGGAUCUAACGAUCCAGAGCCCAAUGCGGACAACGCCAUCAGCAGCGAACCUGCUGAGGCUUUUGCUCUGGUAGGCCUCCGAAACAAGUAUAGUUUGCCCUGCUAACACGAUAUUCUUGCAGGGCGAAAAUGACGAGAAUUCUUCAGCGCCUUUACCGGAUCACUCAGAUGAAACCGCCCAAGACGGAGCUCGGGAGGAUGGUCCGACCGAUGAGAACCAAUCCGCUCAGGCCAACGAGGAAGAUAUCUCUCAGGGCGGCGAGCCGGGGUCAGUGGCUCCC